AUGGUUUCCAUAUGGUGUCGACUUAAUUGGACACAGUGUAUAUUUACAGGAAUUGGACACAAGAGACGAACUGCAUCAGGAGCAGUAGUUGCAUAUGUUCCAGGUUCUGGAGUAUAUUAUAGUCCAGCAAAUGGGAAUUAUCCAAUUUAUGGAAAUGCAUUAAACUCCAGAGGCGUAGGAGAUUCUUCUAUCUUAGGGGUUGAUAACUCCUACGAGACAAGAACUACAAAUGGAUAUACAAAUGGAAAUAUUGACAAUUCAUUUGGUACAGUAUUUGCGGGAAAUCCUUCUAUCUCAAGUAAUAGAGGUUCCUAUAGUCCAGUACCCUGGCAGCCAGAAUACUUGUAUAGAUCAGAUAUCCAGAAUCCUGAUUUGAUAUCCAGAAACGUAGGAAAUGGAGUUGCAGUAGCAGUAAAUGCAAAUAAACCAGCAGCUGGAAGUUCACCUGCACUCUAUGAAAGUAGAAAUCCAAUCUUAGGAUUAGGAUCAGGAAAUGUCAAUGUUCCAUAUCCGUGGGAAAGAGUCGUGGGAAGACCCAAUAUCUCUAAUGUUGGAGGUUCCUAUAACCCAGGCGUAGUAGGCACGAAUGUACCCGGAAAUUCGAAUUAUGAAAAUGCAUACGCUACAGGUCUAAAUUAUAGAACCGCGGAAAGUUUGUCUUUCUCAGGAAAUGGAGGCUCUUAUAGCCCACAGACAGCAGGUGCCUAUGGACCAGGAAUUGGAAAUUAUGGAUAUGGAAAUGCGGGAAUUCCCCUUACCUCAAACACCGGUACGUCAGGUGUUCGAGAUUCCUAUUACCCAGGAGCAGUAAGCACAUAUGUACCAGGAAAUGCAAAUUAUGGAAAUGCAUAUGGUACAGGUGUAAAUUAUAGAACCGCGGAAAGUUCUCCUAUCUCAGGAAAUGGGCGUUCCUAUAGCCCACAAACAGGAGAAAAAAGAGUUUCAGGCACCUAUGAUGCAGCAGCAGAAAGUGCAAAUAAACCAGGAGCUGCAAGUGUAUCGGCUGGAGCUUACAAUGACGUUGCAUCAGUCGCCAAAAAUGCUUUAUUAAGCGCACAUAAUUCAGAAGCUGGAGAUCCCAUUGCCCACGUACCUGGAAGUGUAUUGGGAUUAUAUCUAAGUGAUGAUUCGGCAGGAACUAAUACCGGUUACAGUCCAGGUAAUUUAGAGGUUACCCGAUCCUAUUAUCUAUAA
Chrysoperla carnea is the source of this 1194-nucleotide messenger RNA. Its product is annotated as interleukin enhancer-binding factor 3-like. NCBI's taxonomy places the organism in Eukaryota, Metazoa, Arthropoda, Insecta, Neuroptera, Chrysopidae. The transcript has 3 exons. Bases 1 to 1194 code for a protein of 397 amino acids. The record is from RefSeq and is a predicted model, not a curated record.